Molecule: messenger RNA, 2398 nt
Organism: Cervus elaphus (red deer)
Lineage: Eukaryota; Metazoa; Chordata; Mammalia; Artiodactyla; Cervidae
Gene: CDSN
Product: corneodesmosin
Exons: 2
Coding region: 38-1630 (530 amino acids)
Biological process (GO): cell-cell adhesion; skin morphogenesis
Molecular function (GO): protein homodimerization activity
Source: RefSeq, a predicted model, not a curated record
CCCCGGGUGUCCAGGAGCUGCCGUCAGUCAGGAGGCCAUGCGGUCCAAGAUGGGCUCUUCAGGAGCAUCCCAGAUAGGGUGUGUGGGAGGGCGAGGGGUGCUGGCUGUGCUGCUGGCUGGUCUCCUCCUGCAAGGGACCUUGGCCAAGAGCAUCGGGACCUUCUUAGACCCCUGCAAGGACCCCACACGUAUCACCUCCCCCAAUGACCCCUGUCUCCUGGGGAAGGGGGGCUCCAGCAGUUCCAGUGGUGGUUCCAGUGGCAGCUCCAGUGGAUCCAGUGGCAGCUCCAGUGGCUCCAGUGGCAGUUCCAGCAGUUCCAGUGUUGUUUCCAGUGGCCCCAGUGGUCGCCCCAGUGGUGGCUCCAGUGGCAGCUCCAGUGGCGUCUCCAGCAGUGUCUCCAGCAGUGGUUCCACCGGACCCAUUGUCGUCCAUGGUGGUUCUUCUGGAUCUUCGUUAUUUAAGCCAGGAACGGGGUAUUCCCAGAUAAGCUACUCCUCUGGAUCAGGCUCUACUCAACAAAGUGCAUCGAGCUCCCUCCAGUCAGGAAGCAUCAGCUCCCAGUCAGGAGGAGGCUUGAGCUCUUCUAGCUCCCAAACCUCCUGGGUGUCCAGCAGCGGGGGCCAGAAGGUCAGCUCCAAGCUGCGGCCCUGUGGUCCCGACAUCCCUGACUCUCCCUGCAGCGGGGGGCCCAUCGUCUCACACUCUGGCUCCUACAUCUCCAGCUCCCACUCCGUGUCUGGGGGUCAAAGGCCAGUAGUGGUGGUGGUGGAGCAGCAUGGCUCUGGUGGUCCCGGUGGCCCCGGUGGCCCCGGAGUGGGUCAAAGGGUCCCCUGCCUCAACGGAGGCCCUCCAGGCAAGCCCUGCCCCCCCAUCACCUCUGUGGACCAAUAUGGCAGCUAUGAGGUGGUGGGUGGCUCCUCCAACAAUUAUCUGGUCCCAGGCAUGACCUACAGUGGGGGCAAAAUCUACCCGGUGGGCUACUUCACCAAAGACGGCCCCAUCAAAGGCUCCCCAGGAGUGCCCUCCUUUGCUGCUGGGCCCCCCGUCUCUGAGGGCAAGUACUUCUCUGGCAACCCCAUCAUUCCCAACCGCAGCUCUUCUAGCUCCAAUAUCUACCAGUCUGGAGCUUCCUCGACUGCAGUGUUCCAGCCAGUGGGCUCUGGUGGGGUCCAGCCCUGUGUGGUUGGCUCCCUGGGCUCCAAGGGGCCCUGCUCCCUCUCCAGCUCUGGAGUCUCCAGCAGUUCCAGCGUUUCCAGCAGUUCUGGUUCAUCUUUCCAUCCCUGUGGUGGUGUUUCUCAGGGGCCCUGCUCCCCACCAGGCACUGGCUCCCUCGGCAGCAGCUCUAGCUCCCUGUCUGGUGGCAAAAUCAUCCUUCAGCCCUGUGGCAGCAAGUCCAGUGCUCCUGGUCACCCUUGCAUUUCUGUCUCCUCCUCGACCCUAAGUGGAGGUCCAAAUGGCUCUCCCCAACCUGACCCCUCAGCUGGUGCCAAGCCCUGUGGUCCUGGCAACUCUGGAAAGAACCCUUGUCGCUCCAUCCGGGACAUCCUAGCCCAGGUGAAGCCUCUGGGGCCCCAGCUAGCUGACCCUGAAGUUUUCCUACCCCAGGGAGAUCUACCUAACAGUUCAUAAAGCAGAUUUUGCCUCCAUGUGUGUGCAGGCAUACACCCACACCCACACACACACACACACUCCAUCUCCCAAGUGGGAGAAGUUCAGGGGUAGUCCAGGCAUGGGGUAGUUCAAUUUCCCUCCUCCCUCCCAAGAGAGCUGCCCCCACUUCCCCCAUUGACCCAGUGACUCUCCCUAUCACUUCUUUUUUUACCUCCCCAAACUGUAGGCUCCAAAUCCAAAUCUCCUCUUCUACCGCAGUGGCCCCCCACCCCCACCAGAUUUCCACUCCCCAGAAUUUCCUCUGCCAUUUCUUUGAGAUGGUAUAGUCUACUGGCUAACCCUACCCAUUCAGAUUCUUAACUGGGAACCCCCGAAAUCUCCUAGAGUAAUUGUGAUGCCUGGACAAGUCAUCCCCUCCCCACCCUCAUCCCUGCUUUGCCACAUAAAGCACAAACCAAACGAUUAUUUGAAAACAAUGACCAUUUUUCACUGAUCUCAUUCCACCAUCUGGUCAACCAGCGAGAUAUGCUAUUGGGUUCUCACACUCCCGGUUCCACUCCCACCCUCCAUUAUAGAGCUCACCACGCCCUUUGUGAGUUCCCAAACACUCCUCCUUGUCUCUCAGUCUUCAUCUCCGUCCCCUCUUCCUGGUUGCCACUUCCGUCAGCACUCAGAUGCUUCAUGCCGUUCGUCGGGGGAGAUACCAGGCUCUCUGCGGAGACUGGGACAACCUCCCUGCUCUCAUUGGGUCUGGCACAGAUGUUUCAAUAAACUGUGAGAACUAGA